Molecule: messenger RNA, 2360 nt
Organism: Paramecium pentaurelia
Lineage: Eukaryota; Ciliophora; Oligohymenophorea; Peniculida; Parameciidae
Source: the annotation of a GenBank genome assembly
AUGUAGGCUCGUAUUCAACAGCUAUCUAAACAUAUUCCAGAUAAGCGUAUUCACAACUAUGCUUUUUCCACAUAAGCAAUCAUAGGAAGAGGAUCGUAUGGAGUAGUCUAUAUUGGAAGAAAUAUAGAUUCAGGGUAUUCGAUAUUAUAAUUUCUAUUUUAGGUAAAUUGUUGCUAUUAAAGCAAUCGCCUUUCAACAAUAUUCCUCUGAGAAUCAAACAUUAUUACAAAAAGAAAUUGAUAUAAUGAAAGACUUAGACUGUCCAAAUAUAGUUAGACUUAUCGAUGUAAUUACAACGGCUAAUAAUUGUUAUAUAAUUUCGGAACUGUGUACAGGAGGAGACUUAAAAGAAUACAUGAAAAGAUCAGUAAUAGUUUAAUCUAAUAUUGUAGGGACCAAUCGAGGAAUCAGCUGCUACUAAAAUAUUGAUAUAAAUAUUGCGGGGGAUUCUUUAAUCAUUUAAAAGAGGAAUUAUUCAUAGAGAUCUAAAACCAGCUAAUAUAUUAGUGGCUAACAAUAAUAUAUUCAAAAUUGCAGAUUUUGGAUUUGCCAAACGAUUUGACAAAUUAGAUGAAGAUUUGAUGACAUCUCUUGUAGGAACUCCACUCUAUAUGUCUCCAUAAGUAUUAUUAAGAAGAUAAUACACAUCUAAAUGUGAUGUAUGGUCAAUAGGAUUAAUCUUCUAUGAAAUGAUAGAAGGUAAAACUCCUUGGAAUGUUAGAGAUAUAUUAGAUCUAGUUAAUAAACAAAGAAAUUAAAAAAUUAAUUUUUGUAAUUUAAUUUUUAUUAUAAUUAGCCAAAAAAAUAUCAAAACUAGCUUAAUAAUUUAUAACUGGUUGUUUGACAUAUGAAGAAAAUAAUAGAUUUGGUUGGGAGUAAGUUUUUACUCAUCCUUUAUUUGAAAAUGCAUUUGAAAGACAACCAAAAAAAGAAACAUAACAAUAAUCUCAACCUUAACCUCAAACAUAAAAUCCAUAAACAUAGCCUUAAAUUUAAUAAUUAUAUUAACAAACAUAAUAACCUCCAUAAAAUCCUGCACAAAAUUAACCUUAGUAAAUAGCUUAAAAUAAGAAUACUUCAAAAUAGUAAUAAGCUUCAAUGCAUUAACAAUAAAUUUAAUAAGUUUUCUCUUAAACUUAACCAUUAUAAUAACUAUAAUAACAAAUUCCUAAUUAAUAAUAAAAAACAAUAAUUCAACCUACAUAACAACAACCAUAAUUUUCAAAUACUUCAAAUUUAACUCCUUAAGAGGUUAAAUAAAAUAAAUCAAUGCAAAUAAUACCUAAUAUCAGUUCAAAUGAUGAUAAAAUUAAAAGAAAUACAAUAUCUCCUCUAUAAUUACAUAUUGACAAUAGAUAAGUUUAAUUGAUUAAAGGUAAGCAUUAUUUAAAAACUCAUGCUUCUCCUUAAAAUGAUGAAGAAAAUAAAAAUAAUAUAUCAAAUUAAAAAAUAGCAAAUUGUUAAACAUAACCUAAUACUUAAAAGAAGGAUAGAACUGUUAGUGUAGUUCAUCAUAAAGUCGAAUCAUAAUAGACUACUAGUAGAUAUAGUGAUAAUAAAUAAUGUAGAGAAGAUCAAUUCAAAUCUGAAAGAAAUUAUUGUCCUCCAAAACAUUUGUAUUAACAAUCAGAGCCAAAAUUUUUAUUUCAUAGAUAAUCUUCUGAAAAUGAUGAAUUCACUAUUAAUAGAAUGCUUAUUUAAAAUUAAAUAGAAUUUUUGUUAUUUCUAAAAAAACUAAGAGAAUAACUUCUUGAAUUCUAUGGCAAUAAUCAUUUGUAAGCAUCUACUGUUGAAAAAUUAUCUUUUAUACUUUUAAAAAAUGUAAUGAUCAAAACUACUGAUAUAAAAACUAAUCUUGUUGAUAAAUAAAUCAAUAUAUUAGAUUUAAGAGAUUUUGAACAUUUUAGAAUGACAGAAUCAUUUAGAAAUUUAGAAAAAUGCAUUUUAGAGAUUCAUUUUGAAACAUUUAAUCAAUUCUAAGAAACUUUCUUACAUUUAAAUGAAAAUUUAAAUUUAGUUAUGUAGGAUACAGAUUUCUUAGAAAUAUUUAAUAACAAUUUUGAAUAUUCCAUUCAUUUUGUUAAAUAUGCUUAUAAUUUAACUGCCUAAUUUAUUAAAUGUAACUAUUAAUAUUAUUUUAAGCCUUUUUAUAUGAUUAAGUUCUUGAAUGUUCAAAUGUGAAGAUUGUCAAUUUUACUUUUCUUUUGGGAUAAUUAGCUUAAUAUUUAUAAUAAAUGUCAUUUUCUCCAAAUGAUGUUAAUAAACUGUUAAGUAAUUGUCGUAGUUUCAAGGAGGAUUUUAGAUUAAAAAGAGUUGAAUGUCUAAGUUUGAUGGAAAAACUUAUAGUUAAAUACAAUUGA